AUGUCAAACUGCGACUCACUAAAGUGGAUCGCUGCGGAAUAUCAUGAUUUGAAUGGCUCCCACUAUGAUGUCCUCGACAAACCGCCUACUGCCAUCGAUUUCUCCCGUUUAGUACACAUUGGCAGGCCCGUGCUCAUCAAGGAUAGCGAAGUGCAAGGCGGAACCUCCCGCUGGACGGACGAGUAUCUGAUUGGGCGUAUGAGAGAUCAGAGUAUCUCUAUCGCCGCAACGCCCACAGGGCGCGCGGAUGCGAUUGCCUCUGGCCGUGACGGCCGAUUGUACUUCGCAGAACCGCAUAUAGACAAAAUGACAAUGCGCACUUUCUUGGCCGCGCUGUCCGCAGACCCUUCGAAAAACACCUCGUCAGGGUGUGGCGAAGUCUAUUACUUGCAAUCACAGAACGGGAACUUGUUCACCGCAAGCUAUUUCGACCUUAGUGGUGACCAAGAUCCUUCCGAGUUCGAACCUCUGCGCGAAGACGUCCUGAGUGAGAUCCCGUGGUGCAGUGAUGCGCUGGACAAGCCGCCUGAGGCAGUGAACCUAUGGAUUGGUGACAGCAAGAGCGUUACCAGCAUACAUAGCGACCCAUACGAGAACAUAUACUCCGUCAUUCGCGGCGCGAAGCACUUCACUCUGUUGCCUCCGACGGAAGGAUGGUGCCUACAGGAGCGAAAUUAUCCACAUGCAUCGUACAUCCGAUCUCAACAGACAUCGCAGCUAGAGUUGGUUCCAUCUUCUGACAUGACACCUGCCGUGCGCUGGUCUUCAGUACUCGACCCAACAGCCUCCGGUGCCCUGCCUCCUGAGGCUCACCCCAUACACAUAACAGUUCAUGCCGGUGAAACACUGUACCUCCCUGCGGGAUGGUGGCAUUAUGUACGACAGUCCGAAGUCACGAUAGCUAUAAAUUACUGGUACGAUAUGGAGAGCCGGGGGAUGUCUUGGGUAUGGCUCAACUUCCUGAGAGGCUUGGGAGAACCUCCACAGGGGAACGAGGACGGCAAACAGUCGCCGUAA
This is a messenger RNA of Fibroporia radiculosa, 1017 nucleotides long. RefSeq lists its product as uncharacterized. Gene Ontology annotation, molecular function: 2-oxoglutarate-dependent dioxygenase activity. Lineage: Eukaryota; Fungi; Basidiomycota; Agaricomycetes; Polyporales; Fibroporiaceae. The record is from RefSeq and is a predicted model, not a curated record. Bases 1 to 1017 code for a protein of 338 amino acids. The transcript is spliced from 8 exons.